UCCGCUUACGCAAGUCAGGCCCCAGAGUACGAGAUCGCCACGCACCCUCGCCCGCACGGUGCGUGAUGGCGUCAGGACGUGCGGGCGCCAUCCCGGAAGCGCGAGCGAGGCUGCCAGAUGUGCAGGUGCCGCCGCCACCGAAGCCGGGGCUGAGUACAGCAGAGGAGGAGAAAGAGAUGGACGCCCCGGACUCGGCCUCGAGGGUCUUCUGCAGCCGAAUCCUGAGCAUGGUGAAUGCGGAUGACGUGAACGCCAUCAUCCUGGCCCAGAAGAACAUGCUGGACCGCUUCGAGAAGACCAACGAGAUGCUGCUGAACUUCAACAACCUGUCCAGCGCCCGUCUACAGCAGAUGAGCGAGCGCUUCGUGCACCACACGCGCACGCUGGUGGAGAUGAAGCGGGACCUGGACAGCGUCUUCCGCAGGAUCAGGACGCUGAAAGGGAAGCUGGCCAGGCAGCACCCAGAGGCCUUCAGCCACGUCCCCGAGGCCUUGUUCCUGGAGGAUGAAGACGAAGACCCCAUCCCGCCCAGCGUCACCACCACCAUCGCCACCUCUGAGCAGAGCACAGGCUCGUGCGACACCAGCCCAGACACCGUCUCGCCCUCCCUCAGCCCCGGCUUCGAGGACCUGUCCCAUAUCCGGCCUGGCUCCCCCACUGUCAACGGCCACAGCCCCAUGGACCCGGAGGAGACACCGGGCGAGUAGCCCAUCCCGCGCUCCCUGCGCCCCGGGGUGUGGUCCUGGGUGUUCUCUGAACGGUACCUAAAACGUCCCCAGAGACCAGAGCUAGAUGUCCCCGUCCUGACCAGGACACCCUGGAAGUGGACAGGCAGCAUCACCCUGAGUUCGCCCCGGCCACCCCGUGCCCCGCCGCUAGUUCUGGUUUCCCUCCUCCUCCUCGGACAGCUCGGAACCCUCCGUCCAGCUGCUGGCUUGGGGGGUCUGAGCUGGGCACAGGCUGGAGACACAGCCUGCCACUCGGCCCUGGGCGAUCUGGCCAGGCCUGGGUCUCCCUGCCUGGAAGUGAGGGCCCUGCAGCCCGGCAGGUGUCACCCCUGCCACCGAGGAAAACAGUUUCAUGGCAUAUUUUUGUACCUGAUGUUUACAGAUGCUGCUGGAAAGUUAUGAGUAAAAGACUGUUACUGAGAA
Molecule: messenger RNA, 1151 nt
Organism: Chinchilla lanigera (long-tailed chinchilla)
Lineage: Eukaryota; Metazoa; Chordata; Mammalia; Rodentia; Chinchillidae
Gene: Kxd1
Product: KxDL motif containing 1
Exons: 5
Coding region: 66-707 (213 amino acids)
Biological process (GO): lysosome localization
Cellular component (GO): BORC complex
Source: RefSeq, a predicted model, not a curated record